This is a messenger RNA of Triticum dicoccoides, 922 nucleotides long. RefSeq names its product inactive protein RESTRICTED TEV MOVEMENT 2-like. The record is from RefSeq and is a predicted model, not a curated record. Bases 92 to 772 code for a protein of 226 amino acids. Lineage: Eukaryota; Viridiplantae; Streptophyta; Magnoliopsida; Poales; Poaceae. The transcript has 2 exons. Gene Ontology annotation, biological process: cellular response to heat.
UCCAUCCUCACGAGCAGCUCGCACCACCUUUGUGAUCACCUUCUUCGCCCGUUCACCGUCCGAGCUCUGCAAGCGGCGCCGUCAGCUAGCCAUGGCCGCCGCACGGACGUACGUCGACUUCGUGCCGUCGCACGACCUCGUCGAGGACAGAGGGAAGCAUACCCUCGUCGUCAACCUCCCAGGGUUCAAGAAGGAGCACCUGAGGGUGCAGAUCGACAACUACGGCCGGCUGAGGGUCAGCGGCGAGCGGCAGCUCGAGGGCGGCCAGUGGAGCCGGUUCCGCAAGGAGUUCCAGGUCCCCGAGGGCUGCGACGCCGGCGGCAUCCGCGCCAGGUUCGAGAAAGACGGCGUCCUCAACGUCACCAUGCCCAGGCUCACGCCCCUCGAGGACGACCCAAAGGCCGCGGCGGACGCUGCCGCCGACGCAGAAGCUGCGCGGCUCGCCGCCGCCGACGCAGAAGAGAAGAAGCGCCUGGAUGAGAUGGAGGAGGACGCGAGGAAGCGUCAUGCGGGUGACGAGGAAGAACACGCCAGCGGCGAAGGCGAAGACGCACACCACCAGGCCGUCCAGGCGGCGUCUGCCGGCCGGCAGGCGUACGGCUUCGCCAGGGACCGGAGCAGGAGCGGGAUGGUGCGGGCACUCCUCCUCGCCGUGGCGGUGGCCUUGGUCGGCGCUGCUGGCCUGUAUGCUCGCUACAGGUGGAUGGAUCCGUCGGCUGAGAGUGAGACGGCGCCGGCAGAUGGUGCUAUCGUCAGCCUCUUUGACUACUGAUCACAAACACCAUCCAGAAUCCAGAUAAGAUCAUUCGAGAAAAACAGUGGCGAAGAUACGAGACUACAAGAGCCGUCGUCUGAAAUACUUGUGAAUAUAGUGUAUAUGAUCUCAGUACUGUAACUUACACAAUCAAUCGGUGCUUGUACA